AUGACAUUAGGCAUCCAGCUCUCCGGUGCAGAAGAUGACUUUUUGGCUGCUGUUACGGAUAGUCUCAAAUCUUUCCAAGCAAAAGGUUUGAUUCUGACGGGGCUAUCAAUGGGUGGCAAUGUUCGAAAUUUGAGUCGAAAUGUAGUUUUCGAAUCUGGAGAUAUUGUUAAACUAGCAAGAAACUAUGUGCGAUUCGAAAAGGUGAACAUAUAA
Molecule: messenger RNA, 213 nt
Organism: Sclerotinia borealis F-4128
Lineage: Eukaryota; Fungi; Ascomycota; Leotiomycetes; Helotiales; Sclerotiniaceae
Source: the annotation of a GenBank genome assembly